AUGUCUCACAGUUACUACGGUAAGCAAUGGCAAGAGGCACAGUCAGCCUUGGUGGACAUGCUUCAGUAUGAAAACCCACCUCAGCCACCAAAACCAGAGAGGGAUCGGCUAGCAGCAUUUCAGCUCCUGGCAACCAUGUAUGUCAAGUACAUCCAAAUCUUCAGGAAGCUGGAGCAGGCCUACGACCAGAUAGUCCACCCCCAGAAACGGCGGGUGCUGCGUCACUGCCUGGAUGGUGUCAUGGGCAGAAUCCUAGAGCUGAAGCAUGAGAUGAUCAACUUGGAGUUCUCAGAGUAUCAUUAUUUCGAUGAUGUUUUAUCGGAUCUAAAGCUGACACCCAACGAUGUUGAGAUUCCAAUUCCCAAGUACUUCGUGAAUGAGAGGGCUAAACAUUUAAAAGAGAGGGAAAAACUCCUGGGUCAAAUCCUGGCCAAAAUGGCACCCCAGGGCCAGGGAAGAGAGAAACUUGAUAACUACAUGACCUUGGAGCAGGCUGUCAAGGUUAUUCAGAUUCAUGAGCGUGCUCGUCAAGGUCGACUCCGGGCAAAGUUCAUGAGAGAGAUUCGUCAGCAAGAAGAGCGAGAAAAGCUUGCCCUGAUGCAUGGAGCUCCAACUAUUGACCCAGAAUUGGCAGCCAUGAAGAUCCAAAAGAUAUGGAAAGGAUUUGCUCAGCGGAAAAAGACCAGGAAGGAGAGAGAUGAAGAGAUGGUCUUCCUUGGCAUGGCACCCCCACCACUGCCAAGUAACCCAAAGAACCUGCCUCAGACAUUAGCUGCAAAGACCGAGGAGCAGCGGCGGAAAACUCAGGAAGUUCAUGAACAGGAGUAUCAACAGGCUCUGGUCAACAUCAAGGAGAACAUCAUCAAGAACGAGGGUCCAGACAUGAGAGAAGGCAUGAUGGAUCAGAUCCGACAAUGGUUCAUUGAGUGCAGGGAUGCCAGUGGCAAGUUCCCAGAAUACCCCAGUGAGGAAGAUGGUGGCUCACUUGUUAUUUUCAAGGAGAAAGAUCCUGCAGAGUUGGAGAAAGAACUGAGAGAAAAGAUGACUGGUCUACAGCAACAUAGGAAGAAGGAAAGAGCAAGUCAGGGAAAAAGGACAAGAAGAAGAAGGAAAAGAAGAAGGCUGCAGAAAAGAAAGAUAAGAAGGGAAAGAAAGGAAAGAAAGGAGAUGAUGAUGAUGAGGAAGAGGGCUGGAAGAUGGCCCCCUCUAGUUUUGUUCCUGCAAUCAGCGAGUCAGCAGAAACAUACAAAUCUGUGUGGAUGGCCAGGAGUGAAGCUGACAACUUUAAUCAGAAGCACGACUCGGAGCUGA
Molecule: messenger RNA, 1311 nt
Organism: Candidula unifasciata
Lineage: Eukaryota; Metazoa; Mollusca; Gastropoda; Stylommatophora; Geomitridae
Source: the annotation of a GenBank genome assembly